This is a messenger RNA of Chlorocebus sabaeus (green monkey), 4089 nucleotides long. RefSeq names its product arylacetamide deacetylase like 3 (gene AADACL3). Gene Ontology annotation, cellular component: membrane. NCBI's taxonomy places the organism in Eukaryota, Metazoa, Chordata, Mammalia, Primates, Cercopithecidae. The record is from RefSeq and is a predicted model, not a curated record. Gene Ontology annotation, molecular function: carboxylic ester hydrolase activity.
AUGGAAGAGAUCUGCGGCUCCGAACCGUGUCCUAAAUGCUUUACCCUGUGCACAGCUUCCUCUCAGCCCUCUCCGAGCUGGAAGCAGCAUGUGGGUCCUGGCCCUGAUCUUCCUCGCAGCAGACUGUGUGUUCUCACUAGGGGUCACUCUGUGGGUCAUUUGCAGCCAGUUUUUCAUUGUGCACAUCCCGGCAGCGAUUGGCCACCCUGUGAAACUGAGAGUCCUUCAUUGCAUCUUCCAGCUGCUGGUGACAUGGGGGAUGAUUUUUGAGAAGCUCAGAAUCUGUUCUAUGCCCCAAUUUUUCCGUUUCGUGCACGAUCUGCGGCCGCUAAAGUACGACCCCGAUGUUGUGGUCACAGACUUCCGCUUUGGGACAAUCCCUGUGAAGCUGUAUCAACCCAAGGCAUCCACCUGCACCCUGAAGCCUGGCAUUGCGUACUACCACGGUGGCGGAGGCGCCAUGGGGAGCUUGAAAACCCACCAUGGCAUAUGCUCUCGUUUGUGCAAGGAGAGUGACUCUGUGGUUAUGGCAGUUGGUUACCGCCAGUUACCUAAGCAUAAGUUUCCAGUGCCAAUAAGAGACUGCUUGGUGGCCACCAUCCACUUCCUGAAGUCCCUGGAUGCAUACGGAGUGGAUCCAGCCCGGGUUGUGGUCUGUGGUGACAGUUUGGGAGGGGGAAUAGCCACGGUGGUUUGUCAAAAACUUGUGGACAGGCCAGAUCUGCCCCGGAUCCGAGCUCAGAUCCUGAUCUACGCCAGUCUCCAAGCCCUGGAUUUACAAACCCCUUCCUUUCAACAGAAUAAAAACAUCCCCCUGCUCAACUGGAGUUUCGCCUGCUACUGUUUUUCUCAAUACCUGGACUUCAGCUCCUCCUGGCAAGAGGUCAUCAUGAAAGGCGCCCAUUUGCCUGCCAAAGUCUGGGAAAAGUACAGAAAGUGGUUGGGCCCAGAAAACAUCCCUGAGAAGUUUAAGAAGAGGGGCUACCGACCGGUGACCCCUGAGCCCGUGAAUGAAGCUGCUUACUUGGAAGUAAGUGUUGUCCUGGAUGUGAUGUGCUCGCCUCUGAUUGCAGAAGAUGACGUAGUGUCUCAGCUCCCGGAAACUUGCAUCGUGAGCUGUGAGUAUGAUGCUCUCCGGGACGAUUCGCUGUUGUACAAGAAGAGGCUGGAAGACCUGGGAGUGCCCCUGACCUGGCACCAUAUGAAGGAUGGUUUCCAUGGAGUGCUCACCACCAUUGACAUGAGCUUCUUUCACUUUCCGUGCUCCACGAGAAUUCUGAAUGCGUUAGUCCAUUUCAUAAAGGGGCUGUGACCAUCUUUCUUCUCUGCUGGUACUGCGGUGUGGACUCCACUGGCAUCCAGCCUCCCACAGAACUCUCUUGCUGAUUUAGGUGGUGCAUAGUGGGGCUAGGGAAGGGGUAGAGGUUGCUGUCACCUUUCUAGUCCAGGUUCUAGAACCACACGAUGCAUGCUCCUGAUGUCCAGAGGAUGUGGUAGAAAAGACAGGUUUGGAGGUGGGAGUGGGGGUCUCUGUCUCUGUUCUCUGUUGGGAAAAUUUAGGCUGACAAUCUUCAGUGGCUAUUUGUGGUAGUGAAUCAGCAGGUAAGAGCUGUUCUCAGCCUCCCUAUGGGGCAGUUCAGGCUCUCCAGAUUGAUCCAGACUGUGUGUGACUUGUGUCCACUUGGCUGGACUUUGAAAUAGCACAAGGGCAUCACGCACAACCUCCCGGGGCUUUCCCAAUGAGGCUCAGAGGCAGGAGCUCUGAUGCUCUCGGCUGCUGUGAGGUAGUGGUGGUGGUGGAGAAACUGGCUUCACCCACCUUCUCUUCUGUGAACAGUAGUGACUUUUCCUGCUGUUUCUCAGCCUCUGGGAUCAGAGUCUUGACUGCCUGGGCUGGAAACAUUAAGAUAGAAUGGAUAGAGCUUCCACAGUUGUUGGCAUCGAGUGGUGGAUGAAGACAGCCUGCAGCUGCCCGACUUGGGGAGCUCUGGAGCUCCUGGAAUCAAAGCCUGGCUUCCAACCAGAAGCCCCAAAGCAAUAUUCUAAGAGUUUGAAGAGAGAAGUUGGGAGGGAAGUGGGGUCCUGAGUUAGAGAACCGUGAAGGCUGAGUCUAACUAGAUAACCCUGUACACAGUGCAAAGUCAAGACAGCCAAAGGAACAGAAGAUGUAUUUGUGAGAACUAUUUCUUUUUUAAGACAUGGAACCAACUCAAAUUGGCCUCCAUUAGAAAGAGAAUAGAUUGGCUUAGGUAGCGAUGCAUGCUAGGCAUACAUUAGGCAAGGUUUGAUCCAGGAACUCACACAGUGCCAUCAGCUGUCCUGUCUUUUCUGCUCUGCUCUUUUCUCCUCUGUGUUAAUGCCACCUUUACCUCUCCAUAUGGUGGCACUGAUCAGCUUGAUGGUUACCUUCUCCCAGGGUCAAGUUCAUUAUCAUGGACUUGCCUCAUUCUCAGCAGUCCCAGAAAAAAACCUCAUUGCAACUUAAUGGCUUUGUUGGCUUUCUGAGCCAUGUGUCCAGUUGCCACAGCCAAGGGAAUGGAAUGAUCUAACUGACCAUUCCCAAGUCCUAUGCCAUCUUGAGAGUGGAGGGUGGAGUCAAUUCACCUUGGUGCUUGGACUAAACAUGGGGUGGUAAGUGACAACUUCCCUAAUUGAAGGGUGAAUGGUUGUUGGGCGGACACCAACACUUAUUCUACUGUAGAAGCUAAAUUGAACCCUCAGGCAGGAUAUGUGAAAGUGGCAAGAGGUGUCAAGGACCACUGGGCAAAUUGGCCAACUGUUCCUUAGGAAUGAAAAUUCAUUUGAAAGGAAUGGUCAGGCUCCCAUGCUGGCCCCACCUGGUCUUCUGGAGGCUCUGAUCUUGGUUAGUUAGUGGUCUUUACAGGUCAAGGUCAAGGCCAUUGCACAAAAAACCCUGUGCAUGCCCUUAACUUGCUUUCAGUUGAAUAUUUGGGUUGAACUAUGAGGCAGAGAGGAAUCCUGUUGGGUGACUCCUUGCUCUAUUCACAGUUGACCAGCAGGUGGUUUGUUGGAGAAACAGUAACCAUCCCCUGAAAACACACACUGUGGUAGCCACUCAACUGUUGAAGAGCACUGGAGUCCAAGGGGUGAGGCCGCCUCUGAGACAGGCCUCUGAGUUGAGUCUGGGAGAGGCUCCCUCCCUGGAGUGUUGCUUUUCUUGUUUCACCCCUGCCUCUGAAGAUGGGUGGAGGAACAUGAGCUGACCUUCUGGGAAGUUAGGUUGGCGAGGAGUUGCUGAGGUACUGCCGGGCCAUGCCCAGUAGAGAGGAAUGUAUAACAUUUUAAGAGGCUGAGAGCACCCCUGGUUGGGCUCAUGCCCAUGGCAGCUUCCUUCUGCAGAUCAUGGGAGAAAUCAAGCACUUUCACCUAAUGGCUAGAUGAUUGAUUUUGGGAUGAAAUUCUCCACUCCUCUCCUUUACCACAUCACCACUAUCCUUCCUGCAAUCCAUCCACGAGACUCACUGAGUGGAAAAGGGAUAGGAAUGAAUGUUCACCCAGGGCCGGCUACAUGCUAGGCACUGUACUGGACCAUUUAAAUUUGCCACCUCUUAUGUUCCUCACAUUAAUCUUACAGAGUAGGUACAGGCAUACCUAUGGAUAUUGCAGAUUCAGUCCCAGACCACAGCAAUAAAGAAAGUCACAUGAAUUUUUUCUUUCCUUAGUGUAUAUAAAAGUUACAUUUCCACUAUAUUAGCUUAUUAAGUGUGCAAUAGUGUUCUGUAUUUAAAAAGCAUGUACAUACCUUAAUUUAAAAAUACCUUGUUGCUUAAAAAUGCUAACAAUCAUCUGAGCCUUCAGUGAUUGCAGUAGCCUAGGCUACCACCGUCUAUAUGGUUUGCACAUUCUGCCCAUGUCUGCAUGGGUUUUCUCUGAGUCCUCCAGAUUUCUCCCAAAUUCCAAAGAUGUGUAUAUUACAUUCAUGGGAAUGUUUAAAUUGUCAUAAUCUUUUUGCUGGUUGAUGGUCUUGCCUUCAUGUUGAUGCCCAGGUGGUGGUUGCUGAAGGUGGGGGUGGCUGUGGCAAUUUCUUAAAAUAAGACAACAGUGGAUUUGCCACAUCAGUGGACUCUU